CUGGGGGUCCGGGCCCACAGCCCGCUCCCCGAUGGUGCCACCCCCCUCGGCCAGCUCUGUCCCUGCAGCAGUGGCACCGGGCGUUGGUGCUCCUGCCAGCCUGGGGGGUGGGCAGGUGGAAAGCUCAUCCCAGGGUCUGUCGCCACCCUGAGCCCCAUGGCCAUUUAAUCCUUCACCCAUUAACUUGGACUAAUAAACCUCGUGGGAGCGAGAGGCUAAAAGCCGUGCUUGCGCCAGCGCUGUCUCUGCCAGUGCCGCUCCUGCUGCCCGCCAUGGCAGCCGGCUUCUUCAUCAGCAAGACCGUGGGCAUCGUGGGCAUCAUGCUGGGCCUGGGGGCUGUGGCCACCAUCAUUGCGCUCUCGGUGGUGUACGCCCAGGAAAAGAACAAGGGGACAUCAGAUGUGGGCACCAGUACCACCCCCAGCACCACCACCACCACCACCACCAAUCCCAACGACCCCUGGAACCGCUGGAGAUUGCCGGCCACGCUGAAGCCGGAGAUUUACGAGGUGUCCCUGCAGCCCUUCCUGAAGCCUGAUGCCAACAACAUGUACAUCUUCAAGGGCAGCAGCAGUGUGGUCUUCAUGUGCGAGGAAGCCACCAACCUCAUCCUCAUCCACAGCAACAAGCUGAACUACACCAUGCAGGGCUCCUUCCAUGUGGCGCUGCAGGCAGAGGGCGGUGGGGAGGCCCCGGCCAUCUCCCGCACCUGGCUGGAGACUCCCACCCAGUACCUGGUGGUGCAGCUGGCCGCUCCCCUGCAGCAGGGCCGGCGCUACCGGCUGUCCAGCAGCUUCACUGGGGAGCUGGCCGAUGACCUGGCUGGCUUCUAUCGCAGCGAAUACACUGACGAGUCAGGCAACAGGCAGGUGGUGGCCACCACACAGAUGCAGGCAGCUGACGCACGCAAAGCUUUCCCCUGCUUCGACGAGCCAGCCAUGAAAGCCAACUUCACAGUGACACUGAUCCACCCCUCCAACUAUGUGGCCAUUUCCAACAUGCCUGCCAAAAACACCAGGCAGCAGAUAAUUGAUGGGGAGACCUGGAAUGUCACUGAGUUUCAGACCACCCCCCGGAUGUCCACGUACCUUCUGGCCUUCAUUGUCAGCCAGUUCACCAGCGUGCAGAAUGACUCGGAGAAGAUACUGAUUCGCAUCUGGGGCCGCCCCAAAGCCAUCAACGAGGGCCAGGGCGACUACGCACUCAAUGUCACCAGCCCCAUCCUCAGGUUCUUUGAGGAGCAUUACAACACGUCCUACCCGCUCCCCAAGUCUGACCAGGUCGGCCUCCCUGAUUUCAAUGCGGGCGCGAUGGAGAACUGGGGGCUGGUGACGUACCGGGAGAACUCGCUGCUCUUCGAUGCUGAGUACUCCUCCAUUGGCAACAAGGAGCGGGUGGUGACCGUCAUUGCCCACGAGCUGGCACACCAGUGGUUUGGGAAUUUGGUGACGCUGCGGUGGUGGAACGACCUGUGGCUGAACGAGGGCUUCGCCUCGUACGUGGAGUACCUGGGUGCCGACUUUGCUGAGCCCUCCUGGAGCAUUAAAGAUCUGAUGGUGCUGAACGAGGUGCACACGGUGAUGGCAACGGACGCCCUGGCCAGCUCCCACCCGCUCUCCUUCCGCGAGGAGGAGAUCAACACCCCAGCCCAGAUCAGUGAAGUCUUUGACAGCAUCGCCUACAGCAAGGGAGCAUCGGUGCUGCGGAUGCUUUCGAGCUUCCUCAGCGAGAACAUCUUCAAGGAGGGGCUGCAGUCCUACCUCCACACCUUCUCCUACAACAACACCGUCUACACUGACCUCUGGGACCAUCUGCAACAGGCGGUGGAGAAGAACAACGUGCAACUGCCUGACAGCAUCAGCAACAUCAUGGACCGCUGGACGCUGCAGAUGGGCUUCCCUGUGGUGACUGUUGACACCAAGAGCGGCACCGUCAAUCAGACUCAUUUUCUGCUGGACCCCACAUCUUCUGUGGACAGACCCUCUGCCUUCAACUACACCUGGAUCAUCCCCAUCACCUGGAUGACAGACAGUGGCAGCGGGAACAGCAUCUACUGGCUGACCAAAGUCACAGACACCAACAGCGUCUUCAGGCUCAACAGCCCCGGCUGGCUCCUGCUGAACCUCAAUGUCACUGGGUACUUCCGAGUCAAUUACAACCAGGAGAACUGGGAUCAGCUCCUCAACCAGCUUGGCACUAACCACACGGUCUUCCCUGUGAUCAACCGUGCCCAGAUCAUUGACGAUGCCUUUAACCUGGCCAGGGCCAAGUACGUCAACGUGACCUUGGCUCUGAACACGACACGGUUCCUGAGGUGGGAGACGGAAUACAUGCCCUGGCAGGCAGCCCUCACCAACCUCCAGUACUUCCAGCAGAUGUUUGACCGCAGCGAGGUCUUUGGGGCCAUGUCGAGUUACAUGAGGAAGCAGGUGACCCCUCUCUUCACCCACUACAAGAACAUCACCAAUGACUGGAAUGAUAUCCCCAGUGGCCUGAUGCCCCAGUACAACGAGGUCAAUGCCAUCAGCACCGCCUGCUCCUACGGGGUCACCGAGUGUCAGCAGCUGGCUGCCGACUACUUGAGUGCGUGGGAGAAUUCCACCGACAACCCGGUCCCCCCGAACCUGCGCUCAGCCAUCUAUUGCAGCAUGGUGGCCACGGGCGGGGAGAAGGCCUGGGAUUUCCUCUGGAAGAAGUUCCAGGAGGCCCAUGUGGUGUCUGAGGCCGACAAGCUCCGCACGGCCCUCUCCUGCAGCCCCCAUCCCUGGAUCCUCAACCGGUACCUGGAGUACACCCUCGACCCCACAAAGAUCCGGAAGCAGGAUGCCACCUCCACCAUCAACAGCAUUGCCAGCAACGUUGUGGGGCAGCCCCUGGCCUGGGACUUCAUCCGUGGCAACUGGAGGACGCUCUUCACCCAGUACGGGGGCGGCUCCUUCUCCUUCUCCCGCCUGAUUUUAUCUGUGACCCAGCGCUUUUCCUCAGAGUUUGAGCUGCAGCAGCUGGAGCAGUUCAAGAAGGACAACCAGGACAUCGGGUUUGGGUCGGGGACGCGGGCGCUGGAGCAGGCGCUGGAGCGGACCCGUGCCAACAUCAACUGGGUGAAGGAGAACCGGGCGACGGUGCUGAAGUGGUUUGAGGAUGAGAACAAACAAAGCGAAUAAAGGAGUCUGCGCUUCCCCAGCCACCAGGACGGACCCUCGCCCACUCCCGACUCCCCUCACUCCAUCCCCCGUGGCCCCCAGUCCCGCACUGCCGGUCCGGCUCUGGAGGGCUCGGAGGGGAGGUCAGGCUGGUGCGCUCUGGGGGUGUGAAUAAAAUCCUGCCCGGUUUCCAGGGGCACCCUGGU
Molecule: messenger RNA, 3349 nt
Organism: Cyanistes caeruleus (blue tit)
Lineage: Eukaryota; Metazoa; Chordata; Aves; Passeriformes; Paridae
Source: RefSeq, a predicted model, not a curated record